Molecule: messenger RNA, 972 nt
Organism: Rosa rugosa (rugosa rose)
Lineage: Eukaryota; Viridiplantae; Streptophyta; Magnoliopsida; Rosales; Rosaceae
Product: solute carrier family 40 member 2-like
Exons: 6
Coding region: 262-972 (236 amino acids)
Biological process (GO): iron ion transmembrane transport
Cellular component (GO): membrane
Molecular function (GO): iron ion transmembrane transporter activity
Source: RefSeq, a predicted model, not a curated record
GAUUCCGGCUUUAGGUGAAAGCGGCCAAAGGAAGUUAUCAAGAUCUUUAGAGAGUGAUCAGAACAAGACAAGAAGUAACUUGCUUUCCAGUCAUAUGAUGAUGUAGAAAUUUCCCAAGAAAGCUGGAUAAAGAGAAGAAUUAAACAGUUCUCAAGGAUUCCAUAUGUUAGUGCAUGGCGAGUAUACUUGCAGCAAGAUGUGGUACUCCCUGGAGUAGCUCUGGCUUUGUUGUAUUUCACUGUCCUCAGGUUUGGAACAUUAAUGACAGCUACCUUGGAAUGGGAAGGUAUACCUGCAUACGUAAUUGGAAUAGUGCAUGGAGUAAGCGCUGCGGUUGGAAUUGCUGCAACAGUGGUAUAUCCAAUCUUGCAAUCUCAUAUCUUAACACUUAGAACUGGACUCUGGUCCAUCUGGUCUCAGUGGACAUUCCUCCUACUAUGUGUUGGUUCAAUAUGGGUCCCCAAUAGAGUUUUGUCAGCAUGUAUGCUGAUGGCAGGAGUAGGUACUUCUCGGCUUGGAUUAUGGAUGUUCGACUUAGCAGUGAUCCAACAAAUGCAGGAUCAAGUUCCUGAAUUGGAACGCUGUGUAGUGGGAGGUGUUCAAAGCUCCCUUCAGUCUAGUAUAUAUGGAUUUGAUGGGGUAUGUCAUAUGGCAAUCAUUAUAUCUAAUCCACAGGAAUUCUGGAAGUUGACUCUGGUGUCGUUCGCGGUGGUAACAUUGGCUGCAUUGCUCUACACCCUACACCUUUACCGUGUCCGGAAGCACCUCCUUCACUUUGAGAAACUUACUCCGUUUCUUAAGUGCGCAUUACUAGAUCACAAUCUGCAAAUGUAUAGUUGGGUCCAUUUUGCUGUUCGAAAUCUUGAUCGAUCAUAUUUAAUCUUCCAACUACAUUGUGGGAAGUAUUUUAUGGACUUAUAUGAAUUGCAUUAUAUGAAUAUCUUGUGGGAUCACUUUUCAAUCACAUUUUGA